AUGCCCACGUUGUUUGAUAAGGAUAAAGAUGUUAUGAAAAAAUGGGGUGCUCCAAACAAGAUUGACUUCCUCUCUCUUUCUUAUACAAGGCAUGCAGAAGAUGUGCGGCAAGCACGGGAGUUCCUCUCAAAGUUAGUUAUCUUAGCCAAAACUCUGAUUUUUGCCAAAAUUGAGAAUGUGGAGACUCUUAGCAUCGCUACGACGCUCUUCUUCAGUAUGACGGACAACCUAAGGCCUACUCGUCUGGAGGCAACUGAUGUGGCAAACGCGGUGCUGGACGGUAGUGAUGCCAUUCUCCUUGGUGUUGAGACUCUCCGUGGGUUGUAUACAAUUGAGACUAUUUCAAUAGUAUGCAGAAUUGGUGCUGAGGCUGAGAAGGUCUUCAACCAGGAUUUGUACUUCAAGCGAACCAUGAAAUACGUGGGAGAACCCAUGACCCACUUGGAGUCUAUUACUUCCUCUGCAGUGCGGGCUGCUAUCAAAGUUAAGGCUUCGGUCAUCAUUUGCUUCACCUCAUCGACAGGAGAAAAAGAAUGUCCACCAUGCCGUUCCUCGUCUAAAAAGAAAUCAAUUGAAGUGGAGCUUCACAAGCGCAUUUGA
This is a messenger RNA of Triticum turgidum subsp. durum (durum wheat), 600 nucleotides long. Lineage: Eukaryota; Viridiplantae; Streptophyta; Magnoliopsida; Poales; Poaceae. The record is from the annotation of a GenBank genome assembly.